Messenger RNA from Juglans microcarpa x Juglans regia, 3426 nucleotides. Its product is annotated as cytochrome b561, DM13 and DOMON domain-containing protein At5g54830. The transcript has a single exon. Lineage: Eukaryota; Viridiplantae; Streptophyta; Magnoliopsida; Fagales; Juglandaceae. Bases 350 to 3067 code for a protein of 905 amino acids. Gene Ontology annotation, molecular function: heme binding. The record is from RefSeq and is a predicted model, not a curated record. Gene Ontology annotation, biological process: cytochrome complex assembly.
GCAGCUUCCUCGGCGUCUCCUCCCCUCCAAAUGAAUUUACAGAAGUGCCAGCCGCAAGCAACCCAGAGCAGUACGUGGUGAGAAGUGAGAACUACUUCCCCAUAACUAAUUUAUACCCUUCUCUCCUACUUUGCCUCACCCUGAUUCUCCGCACUCUCUUUCUUUCCUCGACGGCGACCGAACUUCUCUCCGAUCAAUUUUGCUCCAGGUAAUCUUAUCGUUCCUUCUCUCUUUCAAACUUGGUCAAUUUUUCUCACGCAUAACCUAAAAACCUAGCCACGACUUCGGACCCAAACGCACGGUCUUACGAUCCGACCAGAUCCGGAUCUCUCACUCUCCUUCCCUCCUCAUGCCUCUAAAACCCGUCUCCCUUGGGUUUCUCCUGAGCCUUCUCCUCAUCCUCCUCCUCCUCAUUUGCCAUGCGGAUCCGCUUCUUGAUUGCCCCAAAACUAACCCACUAGCCCACCUCCGAUCCGAAUUCACAAUGUCCCAGCACCAACUCCGGGGUGUCUUCACCAUAAUCGACGGUUGCUCUUUCCGGGUUUCCCAGUUCGACAUGCUACCCGGGUCCGACGUCCACUGGUGGGGCGCCAUCGCGCCCGAUUUAGAUAAUCUCACCUCUGGGUUCGUGAUCUCCGACCACAACCUGAACGAAACCUACAAGAACGCAAGCUUCGUUGUGCAUUUGAGGGAAAACGUGACCUGGGAUCAGAUCCAUGUCCUCGCCGUGUGGGACCGCCCCACUGCGUCAGAAUUCGGGCACGCCGUGCUCGCCGAUUCGGUAAAUGGGACGGCUGAUUUAGCUCCGUCUCCAUCGAAUGACGGUGCCGAGAAGGCCCUCUCGGUUCAUACUGAGCCCACUAUGUUGGAGAAUUGUAAGGUGCUGUCCAAAAACUAUAGGGUUCGGUGGACGUUGGAUGCGGAUGGGAAUUCCAUCGAUAUCGGGUUGGAGGCGGCGACUGGGACCAUGAAUUACAUGGCUUUCGGGUGGGCAAACCCGAAUUCCACUUCCCAAUUCAUGCUCCACGCAGAUGUGGCCGUGGCGGGGUUCAAGGAGGAAGGAUCGCCGUUUGUGGAUGACUUUUACAUCACAAAGUACAGUGAGUGUAUGACAAACAAGGAUGGUUUGGUGCAAGGGGUUUGUCCCGAUACGAUUUACGAAGGGUCGGACCCAGUUGGUCUGGUGAACAACACGAAGUUAGUUUAUGGGCAUAGGAAGGACGGAGUAUCGUUUAUUCGGUACCAGAGGCCGUUGAAGCCAUUCGACAAGAAGUAUGAUUUGCAGGUGAACCCCAUGGAGAACAUGACGGUCAUUUGGGCCUUGGGGUUGAUAAGGCCGCCUGAUGCUCUGAGGCCUUACUAUCUUCCCCAAAAUCAUGGGGGGCCACGGCUCGAGGUUUAUGGGAAUUUGAUACUUAAUAUUUCUGAACAUGUGGAUGAUUGUUUGGGUCCUUUGGAUGCAGAGGACAAGGAGGAUCAGGAUCUUAUAAUUGCUGAUGCCAAUGUUCCGCUUGUUGUUACGACUGGUCCAGCAUUGCAUUACCCGAAUCCCCCGAAUCCUUUGAAAGUUCUUUACAUUAACAAGAAAGAGGCCCCAGUACUGAGAGUGGAAAGAGGGGUACCCGUGAAGUUUUCAAUACAAGCAGGGCAUGAUGUUGCUCUCUACGUUACCUCAGAUCCAAUUGGUGGCAACGCGACAUUGAGGAAUAUGACCGAGACUAUUUAUGCAGGAGGGCCGGAAGCUGAAGGGGUUCAAGCUAGUCCAAUGGAAUUGAAAUGGGCGCCUGAUAGGAAUACUCCAGACCAAGUUUAUUAUCAGUCAUUUUUUGAACAGAAAAUGGGUUGGAGAGUGCAGGUGGUUGAUGGGGGUCUGUCAGAUAUGUAUAAUAACAGUGUUAUUUUGGAUGAUCAGCAAGUUACAUUCUUUUGGACAUUGUCAGGGGACUCAAUAUCUAUUGCAGCUCGUGGUGAGAAAAAAAGUGGCUAUCUUGCAAUAGGAUUUGGCAGUGGAAUGAUAAAUAGCUAUGCUUAUGUGGGUUGGGUUGACGAAAGGGGUGUAGGGAGAGUAGACACUUAUUGGAUUGAUGGAAAGGACGCCUUGAGCGUGCAUCCAACAAGAGAGAACUUAACAUAUGUGAGAUGCAAAUCAGAAAACGGCAUGAUCACUUUGGAGUUUACGCGUCCACUGAGACCAUCAUGUAAUCGCGGUGAAAGUGGAAGACAGGAGUGUAAUAACAUCAUUGAUCGGACAACUCCUCUGAAAGUUAUUUGGGCAAUGGGUGCUAGAUGGACGAAUGAACAUCUAAGCGAGAGAAACAUGCAUUCUGCUAAAAGUAGCAGGCUUGUUCGGGUGCUGCUUAUGCAUGGUUCUGCUGAGGCGGAAGAGGAUUUACGCCCUGUAUUGGCUGUACAUGGGUUCAUGAUGUUUCUUGCUUGGGGCAUAUUGCUUCCUGGUGGAAUAUUGGCAGCUAGAUACUUAAAACACAUUAAAGGUGAUGGAUGGUACCAGAUUCAUGUUUACCUGCAGUACUCGGGUUUGGCGAUUGUCCUACUUGCCCUUCUUUUUGCUGUCGCUGAGCUUCGGGGUUUCUAUGUCACCUCAUUACAUGUAAAAUUUGGUAUUACCGCAAUUAUUUUGGCUUGUUUACAGCCAGUCAAUGCAUUCAUGAGGCCUAAAAAACUUUCCAAUGGGGAGGAGGUUUCGUCCAAAAGGGUUCUUUGGGAGUAUGUUCACGUCAUUGUGGGCAGAUCUGCCAUUGUCGUGGGUAUUGCAGCACUCUUCACUGGAAUGAAGCAUUUAGACGACAGAUAUGGUGGUGAAAACGUACAUGGACUUAUUUGGGCCCUAAUGGUUUGGUUCUUGAUGGGUGCAUUGAUAGUUAUGUAUCUGGAAUUCCGUGAAAAACGCCGAAGGAGAGACAGAAUUUUUGGAAGAAGCAAUUGGGUACUGGGUAACCACGAGGAAGAUGACUCUCUUGAUCUUUUGAGCCCAACCGGGACUCUCUCAGAAAAAGAGUCGCAACAGUCUGGAAGAAUGGAAGUUCAGUUAGAACCUUUAGGCCGAUAGAUAUGUUUAACAAUUAUUCAUUGGUAUAAAGUCACUACUCUUCACCAGUUUUGGUACUGUUCCCCUCUCCUACACCUACACGGUAUGGUAGCGGGCCUGUUCAUCCUAAAGAGCAAUAUCCCUACAAUUUAUAUUUUGUAUACUCAUACGACUUUAGCACAGUGGAAGGUUAUAUCAAUAUCUCUCUUUCUCAUUAAAAUUUAGAAGGGAGGUGGGUUAAGUUUGUUUAAUGUGGGAAUUAGUUCAGUUUCUGCUUGUUUAGUUUAAUGGGAUGCAAUUUCUUUUGCCAAACCGGAAGUUAGUUAUUUUUUAUGUAUAUCAUGCGAUGCUAACCUAUGAAACUUUAUUGUUUUACGGCA